CAAGUCAGACUCAACGCGAUUAUCAGAAAUGUUAAUAAAGAUUGCUGUUGAGGUCCCUUCUACCAGGCUGUACGUGGAGGCAGCGCUGAUACCUGUCCGUCAGGUCCAGCUGAUCCUCAUUUUUCAAGGCGUCGGCUUGAACAUGUUGCGUGGCGUGGACAGUCAACGGUGAAGCCAACCAAAGGAUCUUCUGUUUUUUUCCGAUGGCACCUAACACCUCCUGUUUCAUAUCGGACCUGUCUGAAUGGAGGACGCGCUAAAAGAGACGGUAUGGCCACAGAAAGUAAUACCUGUGACUACAGCCACAAUGUCACCUUCUUCUACAACCUUGUGGCUAAGAAGAUCAGUGUGGGAUGGAAUACACGGGACUAUAUUGUCAUUGGACUGGGCUUGACAGUAUGUGUUAUUGUACUCCUGGCCAACCUGCUGGUGAUGGUAGCCAUUUUUAUGAACCGCCGCUUCCACUUUCCCAUCUACUACCUCCUUGGCAACAUGGCUGCAGCAGAUCUGUUUGCAGGUAUUGCCUAUACCAACCUGAUGUUGAACACAGGCCCCUGGACCAGAACACUUACCAAGCAGCAGUGGUAUGUCCGUGGGGCUUUGAUUGACAUCAGCCUCACAGCCUCUGUUGCCAACCUCCUUGCUGUAGCUGUGGAGCGACACCAGACCAUCAUCACCAUGCAGCUUCACAGCAAUAUGCCCAAGCGGCGUGUGGUGUUAUUGAUAGUCUGCAUAUGGGCCAUAGGUAUCAUCAUGGGCCUCGUGCCGACAUUUUGGAACUGUGAGUGUGAUCUUGAGGACUGCUCCACUGUUGCGCCGCUCUACAGCCGCCGCUUCCUUGUCUUCUGGGCAAUUCUCAACCUGCUCACUUUCUUCAUUAUGGUGGCCGUGUACGCUCGUAUCUUCAUCUAUGUGAGAUACCAAAGUGAGAACACGUCUCAACACACCUCCAAGAUGCGACAACAGGCUAUUGUCAACCUGAUGAAAACAAUCUCCAUGGUUCUGGGUGCCUUUGUAAUCUGCUGGACACCCGGCCUCGUGACUCUCUUACUGGAUGGACUACUGGGUAAAGGCAGUCAUGCCAGCCACUAUGAGAAAUACUGUUUGGUCAUAGCCGAGUGCAACUCUCUGGUCAAUCCUAUCAUCUAUUCCCUGCGGGAUGACGAGAUGCGGAAGACGUUCAAGUGGAUUCUGUGCUGUCUGUGUCGGAGAGGUGCUCCUCAGCAGAGAGAACAUUCACUUGUUAGAAGGAGCACUUCAAUACCAGAGGGAAAUCUUGACUGUGACCUGAAGUCAGGAGAGACCAUGUGUUAGGAUGACAACACGAAAAGACAACACCUGGUCAGUGUCCAGGUUACAAUGGUAGUUCAAAAAUACUGUAAUAUAAGCAAGAUGUAUAUGUUUAUUCUGCUAGACAGCUAAUUUCU
This is a messenger RNA of Archocentrus centrarchus (flier cichlid), 1427 nucleotides long. It is a transcript of the gene lpar2a, whose product is annotated as lysophosphatidic acid receptor 2a. NCBI's taxonomy places the organism in Eukaryota, Metazoa, Chordata, Actinopteri, Cichliformes, Cichlidae. Gene Ontology annotation, molecular function: lysophosphatidic acid receptor activity. The coding region runs from base 271 to 1314 and encodes 347 amino acids. Gene Ontology annotation, cellular component: membrane. The record is from RefSeq and is a predicted model, not a curated record. The transcript is spliced from 5 exons. Gene Ontology annotation, biological process: G protein-coupled receptor signaling pathway.